This is a messenger RNA of Suillus discolor, 823 nucleotides long. RefSeq lists its product as uncharacterized. The record is from RefSeq and is a predicted model, not a curated record. The coding region runs from base 62 to 823 and encodes 253 amino acids. NCBI's taxonomy places the organism in Eukaryota, Fungi, Basidiomycota, Agaricomycetes, Boletales, Suillaceae. The transcript is spliced from 5 exons.
AGACAUCACAAUUUCUCGCCCAUACAUUUGUAGCCCUUUAUUCACUCAUAUUACUAUAAACAUGCGCUGGCUUGCAAUCGCCUUCACAAUCCAGGUCCUUGCUUCGCUGGUCGAAGCAGCCAUCAUGAAUAUUUCAAACACACGGGGCAUACGAGACAGCCGAUACGCUAAAGCACACUACCUACCUGAAUCACACUCCUUUAAUCCAAGAGACGGAUGGGAACCUGUCAAUAUCUCCAAUCUGAACUACAAGUAUCUCGCGUCAAGUCACAAAGAUCACUCCUUCCACAGAGCACUGCGCAGGUCGCCUCAAAACGACACAUCUGCCGGCCUCAAAACAUCAAAAUACAGAGAAAAGCACGCAAAAACCUCAAACACAACAACAACCACUGGAUUUUUAGGAACAGUGGUCUCAAGCCUUGCUUCUAUCUUUGCGGGAUGUAUGGGUAAGGGACCUUCGGAGGGUGUCACCAUAACUUGGUAUACUGGCCAUGACCUAGAGAAUCCCAGUUGUUGGAGUAACGGAGGGUGGUCACCAACAGACAAGUCUUUCGUGGGCGCCGUCACCUUGGAUGGUUGGACAACGAAGCCACAAUGCUUCAAGUUUAUUGAACUCUGCAACGGCAAGACAUGUAUAUUUAUUCGUGUUGUGGACACUUGUGCUGGGUGUGCAAAAGGGUCUCGUCACGUCGACCUCACCAGGGCGGCAUUCAGCGAACUGGCGAGUUUGGAUGAAGGCGUACUGACCGUGCAGAUGCGACAAGCAACAGAUCCCGAUAACUGGGACACUGACUUGUGGGGGCCACAGACCGCCAAAUCCUGA